Messenger RNA from Crotalus tigris (Tiger rattlesnake), 4907 nucleotides. RefSeq names its product neurocan core protein-like. Lineage: Eukaryota; Metazoa; Chordata; Lepidosauria; Squamata; Viperidae. The transcript has 9 exons. The coding region runs from base 23 to 3256 and encodes 1077 amino acids. The record is from RefSeq and is a predicted model, not a curated record. Gene Ontology annotation, molecular function: signaling receptor activity; calcium ion binding.
AGAAGGAAAUGUCCAGCAACCCAUGGACCAAUAUUCUGAGGGAAGCCACGAAUCAGGAAUUGAGAACAUCUUGGUGGAGCACGAUCCUGAUCUGUCCUUUCUGAGCCAGAAUGAGCUAUUCCCCAGGGAAAAUGAGGAAGCUAUCAUGUCAGCAGACUCCAAAGAAUCAGCCAAGGAUUUUUAUGGUCCUUUACACAAAGUGGCAGUGCCAUUACUGGAAGAAGAUGAGCAGCUCCAGAUGGUAACAACUUUCCCAGUUGGAAGAGAAAGCAUGGAAGAGAGGUCCAUGCUACCCAAUAUCUCUUUUCUAAAUGGGGAAGUUAGAGGAGCUUCCACAGAACCCUCCGUAGGUGUUCUUCACGAUGGCAAACUGUUCGCUGUAGUUGAUGAUGCUGAUCAGAUGAACGUCACUGAAGAGUCACCGAGUGUGGUUUCAGUGAUGGGCAAAAUGUCUUUGGAAAGGGACCCUGAAGAUGGCAUCUCAUCAGAAGCGAUCCCUCAUUUGGUCACCUCAACAUGGUUGCAGGGAAAUACAGAGGGUUUAUUCCCACAGGAUACUGCUUCUCCUCAACCCUCUCAAAUUCAAAUCCUAAAGGAGCAUCCAACAAUUCCCUUCCUAAUUCCUUCCCCCACUUCUCCAAAAGAUCCCCCCACUGCCACUGGGGCAACACCAUCUUUGGCUGGCAUCCCUGAGAAGAAUGUUUACACUGGACUGAAUGGGCAGUACUUCCAGGAACAGUGGAAAGAAGAGCUGGCUGUUGGUGGGAACCCAGAACGUAGCACCAUGCUACCCACUGCGUUGACUGUCUUGGACUUAGCAGGGCAUGAAAUGGUAGACAAUGCCAUUGAGUCUUCAGCUGGUGUGGUCCUGAGCUCUGCUUCCGCUCUUGAGGGAGGUGUAAGCUACUCGCUGUCCAACGAAGUUGAUGGAAAGAGGUUACCCUUACUUGAGAAUCGAGGCCAUAAGGAAAUCACCUUUUCUCCUGCAUCAACACCUCAUUCUUUGGAAGACACAAGUGCUGAAAGAACCAACCAAGAAUAUUGGACCGUUUCUGGGCCAAGAAGCCAGGAGAAGGAUGUGCACAAUGAGCACAUUCCCAUAUUAUCGCCGGUCUCAGCUAAUGUUCUACUUGAUCUGCAGAAAAUUGCUGUGACUACAGGAUACGAUCCUGAAGAUGCUUCCAUGGGGACCAGCAGGCAAGAUGACUAUCUUCAAGGGAUGACCCAAGCUGGAGACCAUGAAGAUGAUUUUUCUGGCUAUGGACAGGUGGUUACCCCAGCAGAAUCCCUUCUAUCCUCUGAACACCAGAGGAACAAACCACACGUUGAUGAGGCAAGUGGGGAAUAUGAUUACAGCUCCCGAGAAAGUCACAUCAAGGUAAUGAGCUUUGGCGAAGAGCUUCCGGGACCUGCUUUUGAGGACCACCAAAACUUGCCAGAGAAUGCAGAUGGAGAAACGGAGCCAGAAACUCUACAUUUUGUUAACCAAGAGGAGACAAUAAGCCUCCUCAAUAUCGCAGGAAAGGACACUGUCUUGAAACAGAGCAGCCAACAUUCAGAAGAAGCAUCCGAGCUGAGGGGACAUGAAGCUGUGACGCUCUCCCCAAAAGACAUCGUCUCCCCAACACCAGGAAAUGUGUAUUUGGAGGAAGCUCAAUUCCUCCCUGAGAAAACUGAGGCGUGGUUGGUGCCUGACCGCAACCAAGAUAAUAUGGAGACCACCAGAUCAAACAAAGGAAUCCUAGGGCUGCCAGAUGGUUCCACUUUCACUGAAGUCCUGGAUCUUUCUGAGGCACAAGGAAGCUGGGAAGUGGCUACUCAAAGCAUGGAGAACCACCCUGAAUCCAGCAUGAUAGAGCAAAGUCACCAUGAAAGCCCAGAGGAAGACAACGGUGGCUCCCAUUGGCCAGAUGGUGCCACUGCAAGACCUCCCGCUCAAAAUCCCACCAUCUUCUUUUCUCCUGCUCAAUCCCUUCUAGAUGAGACCAAGAAAGGAACAGAGACCACAGCCCUGAGUUUGCCUGAGGCGAGGACUCCAUUCACACUCCACAGCACCUCAGAGCUUAUACACCUUCCACAGCCAUCUGCCUUUGACAACCCACUUGCGGUUCCAAGCUCACAACCUUCCAUCUAUCCCACCGAAAGAGAGGUGGAAGCCAAGAUGGACCAGGAAGGAUACAUCCCCUCUGUCCCUGGAGAUUUUCUCCCAAUGGAGACCGACAGUGGGAGCGGAGAGGAGAAAGAAGAUGUUCUAGCACUCAAAGGAAUCCCCCGUCUGGUGUGGGCUCAGGAGAUGAAUGACAGCUUGCUUGCCGAAACUGACCCUUGCGAUAACGACCCAUGUUUGCAUGGAGGCACUUGCCAGUCCAGUGGAAAUCUUUCCAGCUGCCACUGUCUGCCGGGAUUCACGGGUGAAAACUGUGAAAUAGAUAUUGAUGACUGCUUAUCCAACCCUUGUCAAAAUGGCGGGACCUGCAUUGACGAGAUCAAUGCCUUUGUCUGCCUGUGCUUGCCCAGCUACGGAGGGAGCUUAUGCAACCGAGACACAGAAGGCUGCGACCACACAUGGCGUAAGUUCCAGGGUCACUGCUAUCGCUACUUUGCGCAUCGGCGCUCGUGGGAAGACGCGGAGAGGGACUGCCGACGUCGGUCAGGACAUCUCACCAGCAUUCACUCCUGGGAAGAACAUAAUUUCAUUAGCAGUUUCGGCCACGAGAACACUUGGAUCGGCCUCAAUGAUCGGAUCGUGGAACAGGAUUUCCAAUGGACGGACAACACCGGAUUGCAAUACGAGAACUGGCGUGAAAACCAGCCAGAUAAUUUCUUUGCCGGCGGCGAGGAUUGCGUGGUGUUGGUGUCCCAUGAGACUGGCAAAUGGAACGAUGUCCCAUGCAACUACAAACUCCCGUAUGUCUGCAAAAAAGAUACAGUGCUGUGUGGGCCACCCCCUCUGGUGGAAAACGCUUCCCCCAUUGGAAAGAAGAAGGAGAAGUACAGCGUGCACUCGACCAUCCGAUACCAGUGCACAGAAGGCUUCCUCCAAAGACAUUUGCCCACCAUCAAAUGUCACGUCAACGGCCUGUGGGAGAACCCCAAGGUCCUCUGCACAAAACCCAGACGGUCCCACAGAACCCGGCGGCAUCACCGUCAUCACCGCCGGCAGCAUCACCACCACAAAUCCCGCAAGGAGCGGAGGAAACACCAGAAGCAGCGUCCAAAGCUGGACUGGGCAGAGGAUGGCAGCAACUACUUUUAACCUCUGACCCCAAUGGAAGCACAAGCUUUGAUCCCUUCCCGUACCUCCAGCCCCCUCCUCCUCCUCCAUCUUCCUCCCGACCAUCCAGGAUGUGACGGGGUUUCCAUGUGUGAUGGGAGUGGCUGAUUGCCUUUUCUUUCCCUCUCGUAUCUCUACCCAGGGCCCGCUGCAGGAUGGCACAGUUGCGUGCGACACAUGCCCACUAGCAUUCAUGCAGACAUGCUGAAAACCUGGCACUUAAAAUGAUUCCAGUCAGGUCAGCAUGUUCCUCAUGCCUCCGCCCCCCACCCCUACCUCCAGCAAAACUGGGGCGCUAAUUUCUGAGAAUUUGCUCUCGUUUUUAAAAGAGAAGUUAUAAAAGUUCGUCUUGCUUGCAAAGAUCUUCUGGGAAACGGGGGCUUAAAAUUCAGAGGGGCAAAUAAAUUGCCCAAUGAUUGGGGAGUUGGAGGUUCUGCUUUGGCCUUCUUAGUCCCCAACUCACCCCGAGCCUGCCCCCCCCCCACAGUCAGCAACAUUAGAACCUUCUGCAAAGUAACAAAAGAAGAACAAGGCUUUGCAAAAAAAAAAAUUGCAUAAUUUUAGAGAAGAUAAAGGAAGACAUUUUUCUCAGCACAAGAUUCAAGUGGCCUCACUUGCCCCUUCCGAAGGUUUUGUUGUCCCACCAGCUUGGGCCUGAUCAGGUGAUGGGAAUUGUAGUCCAAUCUAUCUGGAGGUAGCUGAAUUGAACAUAGCUGGUUUAAGACAUUCUCUUUGCUGCCAGUUCUCUCUUGCUGCUAUUUAGCUAGCUUUUGAUUUAUCCAAGGGGAAAAGGUGAGGCUGAUUCUAUUUGAUUGCCAUCUGUUCCAGGGAUGGAUGACAUCUGUCAUUCCCACUUUUAAAGAAAGUGCCCUGAGACAUGGCUGGCUGAGGAAUUCUGGGAGUUGAAGUCCACAAGUCCUAAAAUUUGGAGACCUUGGUAUGUGGGAAUGGCUUUGGCAGAUAAGAGGGAGAGCUAUAGAUUGGAUAACCAGGAUGUAAAAGAUGCCUCAGUCCACAGAAGGACAGAAACCAUGGGAAACCGAGCACUUGCCCAGUCUGUGGCUUCCUCUCCCGUCUCACAAGGCCAUUCUCACACACCAUUACAGGCCUGUGGCAUAAACCACCUAGGAAACUAAGUUCCUUAGCCUGCAAAUCCUUCCAGGGAAGCAUAGCUCUUCUUCAAAUGUGGUCUGGGAUUCUCCAUGAACUAGGCCACUUCCUCAGAAAUUUCAAGUCGCCCCUUUUCUGAUCUCAUUUUCAUUUUAUUACUUCUUUGAAACAUCGUUAGGAUGGGGAAGAAACAUAGUAUAUGUUUCUCAGCCUUGGCAGCUUUAGGAUUCCUGGACUUCAGCUUAACUGGCUGGAGAAUUCUGGGAACUGAAGUCCACACAUCUUAAAAUGGCUAAGGUUGAGAAGGUGUCAUGAAUUUCCCACCAUGCCCCACAGCUCUGACAUAGCACAAUCUUGGGCCACUGAUGAGAGAUUAAAAUGGAUGCUGCCCAGCCUAGCAGCUAUAUUCAUAUGAGUAUAUUGUCUCUAGAACAGUGAUGGCGAACCUUUUAGAGACUGAGUGCCCAAACUGCAACCCAAAACCCACUUAUGCAUCGUCGGGUGCCAGGUGGGUGUGGCCCAU